Aureococcus anophagefferens is the source of this 312-nucleotide messenger RNA. RefSeq lists its product as hypothetical. The record is from RefSeq and is a predicted model, not a curated record. The annotation marks the transcript as partial. The transcript has a single exon. Lineage: Eukaryota; Pelagophyceae; Pelagomonadales; Pelagomonadaceae.
GGCGGCCGCGUCGUCGGCGUGCACGACACGAAGGCCUUCGACGGCGCCCUGGCGUCGGCCAAGGCCAAGGGCGAGUUGCUGGUCUGCGAUUUUUUCGCGACGUGGUGCCCGCCGUGCCGCGCGGCCGUGCCAAUCUACGGGAGGCUCUCCGAGACGUGGGACGCGGCGUUCGUCAAGGUCGACGUCGACGAGUGCAAGGAGCUCGCGCGGCGCGAGGGCAUCGCGGCCAUGCCGACGUUCAAGAUCUACCGCGACGGCGCCUGCGUCGAGACGAUCCAGGGCUUCAGCGAGCGGGGCAUCGUCGCGAAGCUC